Molecule: messenger RNA, 3317 nt
Organism: Contarinia nasturtii (swede midge)
Lineage: Eukaryota; Metazoa; Arthropoda; Insecta; Diptera; Cecidomyiidae
Gene: metro
Product: MAGUK p55 subfamily member 7
Exons: 12
Coding region: 569-2341 (590 amino acids)
Cellular component (GO): plasma membrane; cell-cell junction
Molecular function (GO): protein binding
Source: RefSeq, a predicted model, not a curated record
CGUCAUCGUUUACAUUGAAUCGCUCUGUCAUACUCUAUACUGGCAGGAGAGCGUGAGCACAAGUAAUUUUCAAGCGAAGGGAAAAGAAGAAGGAAAAAAAGUGCGCGCACACUAUAAAAUCAGACGACAAGAGGUAGUUAUGUCGACAAUGGCGAAAGGAAAACAUUGAAGGGUGCACGAGAACGACGACGACGACGGAAUAAAAAAAGAGAGAGAAACACAACGACAUAAAUAAUUCGGUGGGCCAGAGCUAAAGUAAUAAAGUGUCAAAAAGUGAUAUUAUUUUUUGUACGUUGUGUUUUUGGUUUGUGUCGAAUGGGAACAUCGAACAAAAAUUGUGUGCAUGAAAAAUAUUGAAUACAAAAAGAAAUACCAACAAAAGUAACGACGACCACGAUAUCUACGAUAAAAAAAAAUUGCAAGAAGCACACCAGUUUCUCGGCCAGGCGAUUGAUAGAGAAAUAAAUUAAGUGAGUGAGAAAAAGAGUGAGUGAGAUACAGAAGGAGAAUGUUAACAUUGUUAUUGUUUUCGCAUCUUGAAUAGAAAAUCUAGAACAUAUAUUUUAGCAUGACAGCUGCAGCUAUGGCUGCCGAUGCUAGUUAUGAUCCAGUUUUGUCAAAAUUAGUGACAUCAUUGAAAGAAGCUGAAAGUUUGUCCAGCGAACAGGAAUUACAUUUCCUGCAAAAUCUAUUGGAAUCAAAGGAAAUAAAUGCACUGGUGAAUGUACAUAGCAAAGUUGCAAAAGUGUGCAAAGAUAAUAAAUGUGCACCACUUAUGUCAAGCUCAAUACAGGUAGCAUUAGAUGUGUUGGAGCAUUUAUCACAGCGGUGCCAUAUUUCGCCAAUAUGCAAGGAAAUGUUUUAUUUAUUACAAAGACCUCAUGUUCAGAGUCUAUUGGCCACUCAUGAUGCAAUCGCACAGAAAGAUUUUUACCCACAUCUGCCUGAUAUCCCGAUAGAAGUGGACGAAGAUGAGGAAACUGUGAAAAUAGUACAAUUGGUGAAAAGCAAUGAACCACUGGUUGGAGCACAAAGUGCGGAGCCAAUAGUAGGUGCCACUAUUAAAACUGAUGAAGAAACCGGAAAAAUUAUCAUCGCUCGUAUCAUGCAUGGAGGUGCGGCCGAUCGAUCGGGUUUGAUACAUGUUGGUGAUGAAGUGAUUGAGGUGAACGGCAUUAAUGUUGAGGGGAAAACACCAAACGAUGUCCUAACUAUUUUGCAAAAUUCAGAGGGAACGAUUACAUUCAAAUUAGUGCCAUCAGACGGUAAAGGUGGACAGCGUGAAAGUAAAAUUCGUGUUCGUGCACAUUUUGAUUAUAAUCCUGAAAAUGAUCCGUAUAUACCAUGCAAAGAGGCUGGUUUGGGUUUCAUACGUGGUGAAAUUUUGCAUAUCGUUGGACAGGACGAUGGUUAUUGGUGGCAAGCACGAAAAGAGUGCGAACGAACGUCGAGAGCCGGUUUGAUACCGAGUAGGGCUUUACAGGAACGACGAAUUAUCUAUGAGCGUACACAAAAGGAAACGAACGGAGACACAAAAAGUUCAUGUGCAUCAAUCUGUUCGACACCACCCCCUUCACCUGAUUCAUCAAAUACAAUCACGUGUCGUGGACCAAAAACUAAAAAGAUUAUGUACAACCUAGAUGAAAAUGAUGAUUUCGAUCGAGAGCUCAUCGCCACAUACGAAGAAGUGUCAAAAUUGUAUCCACGACCCGGUGUUUAUCGGCCAAUUGUACUAAUUGGCGCACCUGGCGUUGGACGUAACGAACUGAAACGACGACUGGUUGCUCGUGAUCCAGAAAAAUAUCGUAGCCCAGUGCCAUAUACAACACGUGCAAUGCGACCUGGUGAAAUUCCGGGACGUGAAUAUUUAUUUGUAACGCGCGAUCGAAUGGAGACCGACGUAUCGGCCGGUAAAUUUAUCGAAAGUGGCGAAUACAAAGGUCAUUUGUAUGGCACAGCAGCGGAAAGUGUUAAAGCAAUUGUAAAUUCAGGACAUGUUUGUGUGCUUAGCCCACAUUAUCAAGCAAUUAAAUCGUUGCGCACACCACAAUUGAAGCCAUUCAUCAUUCAUAUUCGAACACCGCCAUUCAAUCGAUUGAAAGCGACACGAGAAGCAAAUCGAGCACGAUCAACAUUUGAUGAUUUAAAUUCGAGAGGUUUCACGGAUGAAGAAUUCAAUGAAAUGAUUCAUUCGGAUGAGCGCAUUAAUUUUUUGUAUGGACAUUUCUUCGAUGAAGAAAUUGUGAAUGACAAUUUGGCCACUGCCUUGGAACAAUUGUUGGUAUGCGUAGAACGUGCCGAAUCGGAGCCAUUAUGGGCACCAUCAUCAUGGGUGCAAUAAAAUCAAAUCGACCCUCAAUCAUCUCGCCGGUCAUCAAUGAAAUUAGUGUCCCAAAUUACCUCCGAAUAUUAUGAUAGCAUAAAGUCGAGUUGAAUUUAAAUAAAAAUUAUAUAUAUUAUAUAUAUACAUUAACUGUAAACGAAACUAAUUAAUUUUACCGAGCAACAAAGGCUGCUCAUCAUUUCAAUGAUCCCCUCCACUAAGAAAAUGAGAGAAAAAAAUGAACAUUUAAAAUUUACGUGCAAAAAGAGAUAUUUUUGUUGUAGUAUUUAAAAAUAUAUAUAUAUUUAUAGUUUUAAAAAAAAUAAAAGAAAUCUAAUUAAAGAAAAAACACAAAAAAAUUUGCAGAGAUAAAUGAUAUAAACAUUCGGCGCCGUUUGCAAUAUAAAAAAAUGUAGGCAUUUUGGCUAUUGUCAGAAACGAGCAGAGCUGGAGCUUCGUAUACACAGUUUGGAAAUAUUGAUUAAAUUUCAUUUAGAUACAAACUGUACAAAGGCAACAACUUAACAGACAGUUUUCAUUCACGUACUCUCGAUCUAAAAACAAUAUUUUUUAUCUAACCAAUUCUGUCAUGCUAAUUUUUCUCUCGCUCGGUGUAGAUUUAGACAUGGCCAAAAAAGGAGGUAAAUGGACAAUUUUCAAACAAAAAUAUGUUCCAAAAAUUGAACGAAUUCCCUUAAUAGAAAACCAAAUAAAAGACUAGACAGAGACUAGUCACCUUUAGCGGAAUUAUUUUAAGCCAUCCAAAAUGAAAUAAACAAAAAAAAAAAUCCCAGUAAACUGAUUAUAAUGAAAGCUUUACACCAAAUCAAUAAACUAUUUAAAAUGAUAAAAAUGAAGACGAAAAAUACACUCAGUUUUAAACUCAGACCAAGACAACAAAUAGAAAUAAUUAGAAUGGCAAAAUGAAUGCAAUUUGAGUUCAAGUUUAUUUUACACAUUAAUAAAAGCAUAUUGUACAUAAGUGUUCAAAUUG